Molecule: messenger RNA, 522 nt
Organism: Symsagittifera roscoffensis
Lineage: Eukaryota; Metazoa; Xenacoelomorpha; Acoela; Convolutidae
Product: syntaxin-8-like
Exons: 3
Coding region: 108-464 (118 amino acids)
Source: RefSeq, a predicted model, not a curated record
CAUUAGCUUAAAUCUAGACAAAUAAAAGAGCAAAUAUUUGAAACAUCAUUUUAUGGUUGGUUGAACGAGCGUCUUUUGUUCGAUGGUUUAUAAUUACUAACUACGACAUGAUGACAUACAACGCACCAUAUAGAGAUGAAGCUGACUUAGAGCCGUCACCAUUUACAUUUCAAGAUGCAAGGAGUGAACAACAGAGGAUAAUAGACCGACAGGACGAAGGUCUGGAACAGAUCUAUGAGGCUCUCAGGAGGACCAAAAAGGUGGGGGCUGCGAUCGGAACUGAGAUCGACCAGCAGGACGAACUGAUAGACGACAUCCGAGUGAAGACAGACCACGUGAACGACAAACUGAUCACGGAGACCCGACAUACUGAAAGUCUCACGCAGAAAUCAUCCACAUGUUUGAUGUGGACUAUCAUCGUGUGUCUCGCAAUUGCAAUAGUUUUGAUUGGCAUUCUUGGAUAAUAUUAUUACUUUUGGAUAAGUGCAUAAUUGAAGCCACGAGUAUCAUGAAGCUAGCCCG